Molecule: messenger RNA, 2195 nt
Organism: Arvicola amphibius (Eurasian water vole)
Lineage: Eukaryota; Metazoa; Chordata; Mammalia; Rodentia; Cricetidae
Product: potassium channel subfamily K member 16-like
Exons: 5
Coding region: 1-879 (292 amino acids)
Biological process (GO): potassium ion transmembrane transport; stabilization of membrane potential
Cellular component (GO): membrane
Molecular function (GO): potassium ion leak channel activity
Source: RefSeq, a predicted model, not a curated record
AUGCCCCGUGCUGGGCUCUGUAGCUGCUGGGGUGGCCAGGUAUUGCCCCUGCUUCUGGCCUAUAUCUGCUACCUGCUGCUUGGGGCCACCAUCUUCCAGCUGCUGGAGAAGCAGGCAGAAGCUCAGUCCAGGGACCAGUUUCAGCUGGAGAAGCUGAGCUUCCUAGAGAACUACACCUGCCUGGACCAGCAGGCCCUGGAGCGGUUCGUGCAGGUCAUCCUGGAAGCCUGGGUGAAAGGUGUGAACCCCAAAGGCAACUCCACCAACCCCAGCAACUGGGACUUCGGGAGCAGCUUUUUCUUUGCGGGCACAGUGGUCACCACCAUAGGCUACGGAAACCUGGCACCCAGUACGGAGGCAGGGCAGGUCUUUUGUGUCUUCUAUGCUCUGAUGGGUAUCCCACUCAAUGUGGUCUUCCUCAACCACCUCGGCACAGGGCUGCGUGCCCACCUGACCACACUGGACAGGUGGGAGGACCAUCCCAGGCAUUCCCAGCUUCUGCAGGUCCUGGGCCUGGCUCUGUUCCUGACUUUGGGGACUCUGGUCAUUCUCAUCUUCCCGCCCAUGUUCUUUAGCCACGUGGAGGGCUGGAGCUUCCGUGAGGGCUUCUACUUUGCCUUCAUCACCCUCAGCACCAUUGGCUUCGGGGACUAUGUUGUCGGCACAGACCCCAGCAAGCAUUACAUCGCUGUGUACCGGAGCCUGGCAGCUAUAUGGAUCCUUCUAGGGCUGGCGUGGCUGGCGGUGGUCCUCAGCCUGGGAUCCCUGCUUCUGCAUAGGUGCUCCCGGCUCUGGCUACUCAUCAGAGGCCUGGACCUCAAGGAUGGAACGGCCCCUGACUCUGACCCUAGACCACAGAAAAUCCCUAUCUCUGCAUGAGACCCAAGGGUCCUGCACUCCCCAAAUCCCUGACAUUCCCUGCCCUUCCUUCUCCUUCUCAACCUACGUAUGACCCAGAGAAUGUGGUCAGCAACUCUUCAGAGAGAGAAAGGGGACAGGUGUGCUAUAAAGUAACUGAUGGGAGACAAAAACAAAGACGUGUGGAUGGAGGUGUGCAGGCUGGCCUCACAGCUCUUUUCCCCAGCCCCCCAAAGAUUACCCAGGAAAAUCAAACCCUGUUGAAUCAUGGUGGCCAGAUCACCACCACCACCUUCACAUACUGACAGGAGCCCGCAGGCUGCAAGCAAAGGUGAACUUGAUUUCUGCAUGGUUUGCUACACACAUCCUAGGCUCCUAGCAAGCCCCUACUGUGUACCAGGCACUGCCCCUGGUUCUGGGGCUAUGACAGGGAUGGUUUCCUCCCUCACUGUAUCGUCAGUCUUGAAGGAGCCCUAAUACAACAGCUGCAGCCUUGAUGGGAGCAAACCUGGGGAGGACGAAAGUUCAGGGCAGUGACUGGAGGAGGGGAACUGGGCACUUCCCCCCUACCCACCUUCAGUGCACACAGGAAGCUGUCCUCAGAGGUCUCACAGGAGGGACAGGAGGGCUGCCAGUUAGAGUUUGCCAGCUGCCCUUGCCCACAGGCCUCCACCUGAAACAAUAUUGGGAACCUCUUUCAGGUGUCCCACUGCUUUCCCGAACAUUACUUCCCUUGACCCUUAGAGUACCUUUAGCCCUCUCUACUCCCUGCCAGAAGCUGGUGCCGCUCCCAGAAGCCUUAGAGGAUGUGAGCUCCCUGGUGGCACAGACUCCCAUGGGAACACUCUUCAUCCAAGCCUGGUCCUUCUGCCAGAUUUCAACACUGGCCUAGGGAGUGGAGGUUUGGCCCAGUCUGUCCCAAUGCCCAAUCUCACAGGAUUAAAUUAAAUUUUUCUUGGACUUCCUCCGCCAGUGGCAAGGGGCUUCCUAAGAUCUAUGUUCUCUUUACAGCAUUUAGGGGUGGGACGUGGGUGGGACUGUGAGCCCAGGAGGUUGAGGGGAGUCCCAGGGAAGAACCUGCAUUGGCAAGGAGUUCCCAGCACCCAAGUCUUACUGCCACCCAGGAAAGGAUUGAAAUCCGAUGUGCUGACUCCUGCUUCUUUUCCGAAGGAGUGGAGACACGGGGAUCUCCCUCCAAAGCAGCCAGGGACAAGCUGGGUCGGGUCGCCAUUCUCUGGCCUGCCCCACCUCCCCCAGAACACAGACAAACCGCUUCCAGCUGUGGUCCCUUUUACUUCUUUGAGUGCACUAACUGUAGAUCUAGGGUGAUGCAAGCA